Messenger RNA from Danio aesculapii, 1827 nucleotides. RefSeq names its product coiled-coil domain containing 92Ba (gene ccdc92ba). NCBI's taxonomy places the organism in Eukaryota, Metazoa, Chordata, Actinopteri, Cypriniformes, Danionidae. The record is from RefSeq and is a predicted model, not a curated record. The transcript has 4 exons. The coding region runs from base 352 to 1218 and encodes 288 amino acids.
UCCUGUCUGUCAUCGCGAUGAAGAUGAUGAUGAUGAUGCUGUUCGGCGGACGCAGGACACACGGGCACGCGUAUGCCAGCUAAACGCUUGAAUCGAUCGUGACAUGGUCGGAUAAAGCAACUGUACAUUCGCCGAAAUAACGGGGGAUUGAAAACUGGUCUUUCACGCCAAAGCCGGGGCAGAUGCUUGUUUAAGUCUCGCUUUGAGAGAUGUGUAUUGAUCUUCCUUAAAGAUGUCGUCAUCCUAUAUGUUCAUGGGUCGCUUGGUUGAAGGGCAGAGAUGUGGAUGUGAAGGAGUCCGUUCAUUCUCCUCAUUAUUAUAACGCCUCGUCUGCUGGAUAGUGCUAUAAGAAUGGAGAAUACGGGGUCUCAGGUGGUUUCUCUGGAGCGGCAGGUGGAGAGUGUGGAGCGGAGCAUUGUGUUCCUCCGGCAGGAGCAGCUCACUCUGCUGCAUGGACUUCACCUGGAGAUCCUCUCUCUUCAGAAACGCUGCACAGAACUCACACAAGAACUGAACAUGAAGCCUCCAGGCAGGAGUCAAACAGAGGUGCUGGAGGAGGAGGAGCAGCUGGAGUCCCGCUGUCAUGAAGUGGAGGAGCAUCUGGAGGCGCAGCAGCAGAUCCAGAGUGACCUGCACUGGGAGCUGAGCCAGAAGUCAGUGCUGGUCGGUGCUCUCCGCGCCAGUCUGAAAGAGAAGGAGCGCCGAUUCCUGGAGGAGUUGAAGAACCGCAGUCACAGGACCACAGUACUCAACACGGAGCUGCAGAAGCAGACGGAGGCGGCGGCAUACCUGUCCUUCCAGCUGCACUCAGCCAAGCAGAAACUCCAGCAGCAGCGCAGAAGACCGCCCCAGCUUGGAGCAGACAGACCCCCGGUCCACCCUUCACCUCAAGCUAGCGCCUGCAGCCCGACUGUCAUCAAACCCAAACGUAGGAGCUCCGGCAGAUCCUCCACGCAGCUCCGCGCUGAGCGCGCCCGGGAAUGUGUGCCACGCGAGAGGGUGACGGGCCCUGAAGAGCCAAUGGCCAUGCCUGACCCCGCCCUCUUCUUAUACCCGUACAGACACAGGCUACGCCCACCACAUAGACACACCCUUCAGGAGGUGGAGGUGGAGGAGUCAGAGGAGCUGGAUCAGGGGGCUUCAGUAAGCAGACUGGCAGCAACUGUAGCAAAAGCCACUGCUACUACUGCCUCCACAACAGAGAACAGCGACGAAUGAGCGUUUCUUUUAAAGGUUCGCCUCAAUGAUCUGCUUGUUUUUUGUUAUGAUAGUUGCACCUUGAGUGCUCUUGGGAGAACCUUUGCAUUUUGACAGUGACAGAAAUGUUUAUAUUUGCAGUACGGUUAGCUUUUUUUACAGUUUGCACACACAGGGAUAAAUUGAGCGAGGAGAGAUUUUUGCUUACCAAUACCAAGGCAUGUUUAUGUUGCUGUAAAGCAUUUUUGUAAUCAAAAAUGACCCCGAGGGCCUUGCUACACAAGCAUAAAAUGCUCCAUAAGGCCUGUUUUAUGCAUCCUGCAUUUGUUGCUUGUAGUUUUUCUGCUGGUUAAAUGAACAGAUUACAGCUUCCACACUGAUAUUUAUGCGGUCCACAUUUUAUAUUGAUGUUCUUUUUGUACUAAACAACUGUCUGUUGUUGCUGACGACGCUUCUGGUCAAAGAGCAUUCUGCUAUGCAGGUCUUGCAGGACUGGGUAGUGAUGAAAAAGGAAGUAGCAACAAAUCUUUUCUUCCACACCAUUGGCCCUUUGGUUGUUGGUUGGAUUAUGUGGUCAUUGCGUUGCAUUCGUUUUUUGUUUAGAAAUAACGAGGUGGUGACUUUGCUUGA